Messenger RNA from Pogona vitticeps (central bearded dragon), 1149 nucleotides. RefSeq names its product mitochondrial ribosomal protein L43 (gene MRPL43). The record is from RefSeq and is a predicted model, not a curated record. Gene Ontology annotation, cellular component: mitochondrial large ribosomal subunit. Gene Ontology annotation, biological process: mitochondrial translation. NCBI's taxonomy places the organism in Eukaryota, Metazoa, Chordata, Lepidosauria, Squamata, Agamidae. Gene Ontology annotation, molecular function: structural constituent of ribosome.
ACUUCCGGUUCAGCUUUCAUUCCGGGGUUAGAGGAGGAGCGUCGUAGUUCGACCCGCUUCCGCCGUGCUGCGGGCAGCCAUGACCGGACGGGGGACAGCGAGCCGUUUCCUGGCCAGCGUCCUGAGGAACGGCGUGGGCCGUUACGUGUGUCAGCUCCAGCGCCUCACCUUGACUGUCAGUCGGGACGCGCAGAGCUCGCGGGGCGUCAGAGAAUACAUUGAAGAAAAGGUGGUGGACUUUGCAAGGCAAAACCCUGGGAUUGUGGUUUACGUGACCCCAAAGAAGUGCCGGGUCCCUACAGUGGUUGCUGAAUACUUGAAUGGAACCGUAAAAGAGGAAACGUUAACUAGCAAAACACCUGAGGAAAUUGCAAAGAUCAUCGAGAAGCUGACCAACCAAUCUGGCCUAGAGAUAAUCCGUAUUAGAAAGCCAUUCCAUACAGAUAACCCCAGUGUACAAGGCCAGUGGCACCCAUUCACAAACAAACCCAGUGCACUCAAUGCGAAAGCUGUGGGACAGCAGUGUCUUCCAUCCUCAGACAAAAAAAUCUCCUCUGGUGGAAAAAAACUUAUUUGUGAACAUGGAGAAUUCAUAGACCCAGGACAAGCUCAUUUGCCUGCAUAAGAUCACUUAUCUGUCAUUCAUUUGCAAUGGCGACAACUGCUGCUCUAUGAAAAGGCACUGAAGGGAGCUUGCUGUGUUGGGCAACAAGUAUCUGAUAUUGGUGUGGAACAGUCCUGUAAUUUGAUUUCUGUAUUUAUCACCUACAAUAACUUUGAGCAAGGUCUCGAACUACGUGGAUCUGCUUUUAUUCCCAGGUUUGGGUAUGAUUGAUAGAUGGGAACUAAUGGGGGAAUAGUUAUCUGAGCUUUUGUUAGCUAUAUUUUGUAAUGAGUGCCUUAUGCCACUCUUGGUGGAAAUGAAAAUAAAUUGAGUAACAUUACUUGUAAAAUUCUUAUAGAUUUCCUUAUAGAGUAUGUGUGAUGAUGUACAAAUGAUGCAGCUCAGUGGAGGAUUAGUAAUGUGUAUCUGUCUUUGCUGGAAGGAGUGAAGCAAGUUAUUGGUGGCCAGAAUGUUAAUAUUUAUGCUUGUGUCUGCCAUUACAGAGGUAUUGCACAUGGCCAGAAAUACAAGAGCUGACUUCUUAA